Dromiciops gliroides (monito del monte) is the source of this 4705-nucleotide messenger RNA. Its product is annotated as UDP-glucuronosyltransferase 2A1-like. NCBI's taxonomy places the organism in Eukaryota, Metazoa, Chordata, Mammalia, Microbiotheria, Microbiotheriidae. Gene Ontology annotation, molecular function: UDP-glycosyltransferase activity. The record is from RefSeq and is a predicted model, not a curated record. The coding region runs from base 39 to 1631 and encodes 530 amino acids. The transcript has 6 exons.
UGAUAGGAGGAAGCUAGUGGUUCCUAAAAGGCACAACCAUGAGAUCUGAGAAGUGGCAUGCAACUCUUGUGCUUCUACACCUGUGUUGUUUUAGCUGUGGAUUCUGUGGGAAAAUCCUAGUGUGGCCUACAGAGUAUAGUCACUGGAUAAAUAUUAAGACCAUCCUGGAUGAGCUUGCCCAGAGGGGCCAUGAAGUCACUGUGCUCACAUCCACAGCCUUCAUUCUUAUUGAUCCUACCAAAUCAUCUCUUCUCAACUUUGAAGUUUAUCCUGUGUCAUUGACUAAAGAAGUUAUUGUUGGUUCUUUUGAUAAAUGGAUUAAGGAAUGGAUAUAUGACCUACCAAGAGUUUCAGCUUGGGAGUAUGCUACAAAGAUGCAAGCCAUGGGUUAUGAAUACUCAAAGCUGAUCAAACAGCUUUGUGAGAGUGUUGUUUUGAACAAGAAGCUUAUGAAGAAAUUGAAGGGAGCCAGAUAUGAGGUUGUUGUUGCAGAUACUAUUAGUCCUUGUGGUGAGCUCAUAGCUGAGAUCCUUGGAAUACCUAUUGUCUAUACUCUUAGGUUCACUACUGGCAAUACAUAUGAAAAAUACUGUGGAGGACUCCCAUCCCCCCCUUCCUAUGUGCCUGUACCUUUGACUGGAUUGACGGGCAAGAUGACAUUCAUGGAGAGGGUGAAAAAUAUGGUUUUCUCCAUUUACUUUGACUUUUGGUUUCAAAAUUUUGAUGUGAAGGAUUGGAAUCAGUUUUACAGUGAUGUGUUAGGAAGACCUACUACGUUAUGUGAAACCAUGGGAAAAGCUGAGAUGUGGCUGAUCCGAACAUACUGGGAUUUCGAAUUUCCUCGGCCAUACUUGCCAAAUUUUGAGUUUGUUGGAGGACUCCACUGCAAACCUGCCAAACCUCUUCCUGAGGAAAUGGAAAAAUUUGUCCAGAGCUCUGGGGAACAUGGUAUUGUGGUGUUUUCUCUCGGGUCAAUGGUCAAAAACCUAACUGAUGAAAAGAGUAACCUGAUUGCUGCAGCUCUUGCCCAGAUUCCACAGAAGGUUCUAUGGCGAUACAAAGGAAAGAAGCCAGACACAUUAGGUCCAAAUACCAGAACCUAUGACUGGAUUCCCCAGAAUGAUCUUCUUGGCCACCCCAAAACCAAGGCUUUUAUCACUCACGGUGGAACCAAUGGAAUCUACGAAGCUAUCUAUCAUGGAGUUCCAAUGAUAGGUGUGCCCAUGUUUGCUGAUCAGCCUGAUAACAUUGCUCACAUGAAGGCCAAGGGAGCAGCUGUUGAGGUGGACUUUAAUUCAAUGACAACUAAAGAUAUGCUCAAUGCUUUGAAGACAGUCAUCAAUAACCCCUCAUAUAAAGAGAAUGCUAUGAGAUUAUCAAGAAUUCACCAUGACCAACCUGUGAAACCCUUAGACCGAGCUGUCUUCUGGAUUGAGUUUGUGAUGCGUCACAAAGGUGCUAAACACCUCAGACCUGCCGCCCAUGACCUUACCUGGUACCAGUACCACUCCUUGGAUGUGAUUGGCUUCCUACUUGCCUGUGUGGCAGCUUUUGUCUUCAUAGUCACCAAAUGCUGUUUGUUUUGCUGCCGGAAGUUGGGUAAAUCAGGAAAGAAACAAAAGAGUGCAUAAUUUCAUCUGAUACCUGAGGCUGAGAAUGAGGGAUUGAGAUGGUGAAGGAGCCUGGAAGAUCUCUACCUUAGUAUAAUUUAGUCUAGCUACUAUGAGAUUUGAGACAAAUUCCUCAUUUUCCCAAUUCGACAAUAUUUAUGUAACUAUUAUGUGCAAAGCAUUGCAAAGUAAGUAAGUCUGGAAGGAGAGGCAAAGAUAAAUAAGAUAGUUCUUGUCCUUGAUGAGUUUACAACCAAUUUAGAAAGAUAAGAUACAUGUGCAAAAAAAAAAUUGGAGUGGUAAUUAUAUGAUAAGAGACAUACCCAAAGAAGCACAGUAAGAAUUUCUCUUUUUCAUUCUCUAGUUUGUGAUAUUAAAGUUUUUCCCAGGUAGAUUUGGAAAACUACAUUAUCUAAGUCAUUGGAAAAUAACAUUGAGGAGGAAAAAACAACAUUUGAAUGGAAUUAUUCCUCAAUCUUCCACUUGGUCUUGUUUGCCUGCUUUAUUUUGAUCUUCUGUCUGUCCCUUCCAUAUUCAAAAUUAUGAUUUUAUACCCUAGAAUAUAAUUUCCAAGUCAUUGAAGUAAUGUCUAUCUAAGAGUGCAACUUGCGUCAAAUGGUUUGUGACCAUAGUUUGAUGCUUUAGGACUGCUAAUUCAGAGACCCGAGCUCUACUACUAACUUUGCUAAAUGACCAUUAGACUGUAUGUUUUAGGGUUGUUUACUCAUUUGCAAAAUGAGAAGGGAGUGGGGCUGGUUUGAUAAGAUAACCUCAAAGGUUCCUUGUAGCUCUAAAAGUGAAACUGGUGCUAUGAUUCAGAAUUCGGUGUGGGCACUGAUUCAAUAAAACCUCUAUGACAUUGCUGGGUUAGGGCUGUGAAGACACAAAGUGGCUCAUGGUUGAAACUUACUGGAGAGUUACUUUUAUAACCAAAGUCCUUACAUACUACUUAAAAUGUUCACCUUAUAGUAUGACAUCAGUGUAAAAGAUCAAAGGGUCUUAACUCCCCAUUUUUAGACCCAAAGGUCUGUUUACUUUGCAAUAUACUACUGAAUCUCAGCCUUCACUGAAGAAAAAAGGACCAGAAUUGUACACUCAGCAUAGCUUGGUAUUUAUUCGGUUUGUGGAUAUCCAGAAUAUGCAGAGAUUUUUCUAGGUUCCUACAGAAGCUUUGUGAUUGUCAGCUAAUACCAAGGCAGGGCAUAAAAACACUUUGUCCUUUUAUCAUCAAACAUUUCUUUGUAUUAUGUGCCUUAGAUCUGGAAACUUACAAUGGCUCAUGCCCAGUUUUUACUAACCAAAUUGCUAUUCACAUGUAGCCUUAAGCAUCCUUCAUCUGUAUUUGCCUAUGUGCAUCAACGCUUUGGUUCAGCAUUUCUCUAAUCAGAGCUCCUUGUUAUCUUCUUCCCAAAGGAGUAGUGGAAUUUUCAUUUGUCCUAGAAAUAUGCUUUCGUUUAUCUACCUGAAAAGAAGGCAUACUCCCACCUUACAGAUCUUCUCUGAAAAGUGAGGAACUUGUUGGAGACUCCAAGUACAGUUGACUGGAAAAUAAGCAUAGUUUCACCUAAUUGUAAACUGUUUGAGCUUACCCUGCCCUUCCCUGUUCUCUUCUCAACUCCAUCUUCCUGACAAGCACAAGAUCUUGGAACCAGUGACACUGAAUACCUCAAUGCACUCACUCAGUCAUCAGACCAACUGGCCUUACCCACCAAACUUAGCAGAAUAAAAAACUGAAAUGCACUGAAGAAUUCAAUUAAUUAGGACUUCCAAGGCUCUGCAUUUCAGUAGUUCUGUGCUUCAAAAAAAUCUAAAACUUCUCUUUCUAGAGAGCAUCCAUUCAAAAUUAUUACCAACCAAAUAUUUCUAAGCUCAUGGGAUGUUCUUAGAAUAAGUGGUGACCAUAGUCCCUGUUAAGAAUUAUUAAAGGAUUUCUUUCCCAUUUCAUCUCUACUACUAAUACAUAAAUUUAGAGCAAAGAAAAUUACUCCUAUACCUUAUAAGAACAAGAAUCACACAGAAUGCUUUCUCAAAGAAAAUUACUCCUAUACCUUAUAAGAACAAGAAUCACACAGAAUGCUUUUCUUUUCUCAAGGAGAGAGAUUGUUUCCAAUACACUAAUGGGAAAAGUGUGGAUGUCUUAGAGUAGGGGAAACUAUAAAGAAAUAUAGGAGGAAAAGUUAUUGUUCAGUAAAACAAAAUAGUACCAGAAUAAAAAUCUCAUGAGUACUGAUCAAUUCCUAGACUAUAAUCAAAGUAAUAAACCCCGGUAAGGAAGCAUUGAAUUUAGUUAUUUAAAAAUUAAGCCAUUGCUGUCCUAUCUAAACAAGAAAGCUAGGGUUUAGUGCUCUAUAAAUCCUGUCUCUUAAAAAUAAUGGGGUGUGAUAAAAUUAUAGUUUAAUCUUUUGAUAGUGUCCUUAGCUAAGUUAAAUCUUUUAUAUUUUCUCUUAAUUUUGAAAGAGUUUUGAAAGAGUUAAAGAUGAAUGUGGUCUAAGGCAUUUUAUCUCAUUGUAGAUUUUUAAGUAUCAUUCAGAACAUACCUGACCAAGAAUGAAGUAUAUUGCUUUUUUUGAGACUCAGUUCCUACUUAUGGACAGAUAUUUACACAAUGCUCCUUAGAUUGUAAAUCAAUGUUAUGUUAAUUAAGGAUAAUAUGAUUUAGGUCUUGGGCCAAUAUAUAUAUAUAUAUAUAUAUAUAUAUAUAUAUAUAUAUAUAUAUAUAUAUAUAUAUAUAUAUAUAUAUGAGAGAGAGAGAGAGAGAGAGCGAGCAAGCUACUGGAAUUCUUACCAUUGUAAUAUGUAUGUCUACCUAGUAGGGGUUCAAGAUCUACACAUGAUACAUUUUGAGGACAAGUGCCCUCUAUUGGCUUAGUUAAAAACUGUAAAUUCCUACAUAACUUUCAAGUUCAUUUUUGAAGUGCAUACAUACAAUUCAUAUGAUUGAUUUGAUUGUGGCACUGCUAAUGUUACUUCUUGAACUUGACUGAAAAUAGCAACAUAUGACUGCAAAUCCUUUGUAUACUGAUUUUAGGAUGAUAUGCAAAUAAGCACUAUAUGUUCAUUUUCCAAUGAUUUUUAAAUAAAAAAAAAUUGAUUAA